AUGCACUUGGCCAAGUUCUUCUCUCAUCGCAUGGAGUCAUACAAGGAGCUCACUUGUGAGUUCUUUGGCAUCAUGAGGGAGAAAGAGAAUGGUGAUCACCUUCAGGCAGCUGGAGAUCUUUUUGGUUUCACUUAUGGAGAAGGAACCCAUUGGGGAUAUCAAGGAAAUGAGCUCCAAAGGUUUGGGCUACAAUCGCUGAGGAGGAUUCUCUUCUUCAAGAUCCAAGGCUGCUCAGAUAGGAGCCCAGUGCUGAGAUAUGUGCACAAGGCACUUGCCAACACCUUCUUUGCAAGGAAGGCCACUGGGACAAUUAAUGAAGGAGAAGUGAAGCUCCUUGACAUGGGAAUCAAGCCCAUCAUCUCACGCACAAGGAUGGGAAGAGGAUCAGAGGGAGAUAGAUACACGGGAAACCUAUGCCUCUUUCAGAUCACUCUCCUACAAGACAACAGCCUAUAA
Messenger RNA from Microthlaspi erraticum, 456 nucleotides. Lineage: Eukaryota; Viridiplantae; Streptophyta; Magnoliopsida; Brassicales; Brassicaceae. The record is from the annotation of a GenBank genome assembly.